CAAGUAGGAGGAAGUGGUACAGGCUGACUGCUCCCAAGAUAAACCGGCGGCCAGCAUCACUACCCGGCAGUGUCACCGUCAUCUUCCUCAGCCUCCUCCUCAUCACCACCGCUGCAGCUAGCAAGAUAACAACCUCUCGAUCAAUCACACACACACACUGAGGAUUGAGCUGCUUGUAAACCGAGCGACACUUUGCAUGCUGCGGUUUCUGGAAGUGAAGGACUCGGAGAUUAACGAUCCAGAUACGCGGCUACAGGAUGGAGACGCAGAUCCAUGUGCCCGUGGGCUCGCCGGUCAUCAGAAAAAUCCCCAUCUUCGUGGACGAACACGACGUGGCGGGGGGGGCGAUGAGGCUCAUCAAAGAGCUGAGACCGGCGUGGGACUCUAGCCGUGUCAAGACCAAGCUCUUCACUGAUGGAACCACCAACAAGCUGGUGGGCUGCUACGUGGAGGAAAGUCCGGACGAUGUGGUGCUGGUGCGAGUAUACGGCAACAAGACAGAGCUGAUUGUGGACAGAGACAAUGAGCUCAAAAGCUUUCAGGUGCUACAUGCAAAUGGCUGUGCUCCCCGCCUCUACUGCACCUUUCAGAACGGCAUCUGCUAUGAGUUCAUGCAGGGUGACGCUCUUGGGACGCAGGAUGUCCGGGAUCCUUCCCUGCUCAGAAUGAUAGCCAGGGAGAUGGCUCGUAUCCAUGCAAUCCAUGCACACAACGGCUGCAUCCCGAAACCCAACCUCUGGAUCAAGAUGAGGAAAUACUUCUCUCUUGUGGCCACAGAGUUCACAGAGCAAGCCUCCAACAUCAGGAUCCAGCAGGAGGUUCCCAGCAAGGCUGUGCUGGAGCAGGAGAUGGUGUGGAUGAAGGAGCAUCUCUCCACACUUGGCUCCCCUGUGGUGCUCUGCCACAAUGACCUGCUCUGCAAGAACAUCAUACACAACAGCAAAGAGGGUCAUGUUCGGUUCAUAGACUAUGAAUACUCCAGCUACAACUACCAGGCUUUCGACAUCGGAAACCACUUCAACGAGUUUGCAGGUAUGGCAGAGUUGGACUAUGGGCUGUACCCCAGUCAGGAAAUGCAAAUGGACUGGCUCAAAGUUUACCUGCAGGCCUACAAACUCUUCACCAAGAAGACAGAGGAGGUCAGCCCGCGUGAGCUGGAGACGCUCUACGUACAGGUCAACAAGUUUGCUCUGGCUUCUCACUUCUUUUGGGGCUUCUGGGCACUCAUCCAGGCAAAAUACUCCUCCAUCGAUUUUGACUUCCUUGGAUACGCUGUGCUUCGCUUCAACCAGUACUUCAAGACCAAACCUGCAGUAAUGGCCAUGCAGAUCCCAGAAUAAGAGGAGAUAAGAGGAUGAGGCGAGAUGAUGAGCAGGAGGGUGUAACAGGUUUUAUGGUGGGAACUCUUCUCAGUGAGCCAGUUGCCAAUGGAGCACUGCUUGGUCUACCUGGCAUCCUUUUUCUGCAACAAGCACAGUUGCUCUUUUAUUCCUCCAGACUUGGCUCCACAUCUGUCACAACUCUAGCUCAACAACUAUAAAACUUCCAUGAGUUCAUUGUGUGUAUGUGAGAGUAUGCUUGUGUAUGUUCUUAAUUUAUCUCUAUAAACCUGACGCCUUGCUUUCCCUCGGCAGCUGAACCAGUUGUAGUGAGUGCAGCAGUCUGAGUUUGGGUAGAGAUCACUGAUUAAAACCUGCUUUACUGUCCGUCACACGAGCCAAAAACAUCGCUGGUAAUGAAGGUCAGAAGAGGGAUGACACUGUUAGGAGGGUUAGUUUGUCCUGUUCUCUGUCCAUUGUAUCUGUGGCUUAAUGCCACGGCCUUAGUACAGACAGAAACUGGCUACAGACGCAUUUCACCUGGGAUUCCUCAAAUUCUACAUAUGGUGUGCAGUGAGACCAUUCCUCCUUUUAACAGUUAAAAUUCUAAUGUACCUGAUCCGUCAUUCGCAUUUCUCAGUUUUUGGUGCUAAGUGCUUGUUGCUGUGGUAAUUCUGCACUGUACUUCCCAGAGUCCACCUGUGCAUAUAUUGCUAUGAGUGGCACUGUGCGGUCUUCUUACCUCUGAUUGAUGCUGUUUGAGCUUCUGUCGGGUCCUCCUCUAACUAUUGAGCAAACUGCUGUCGCUGCUGCUGAAAUAUGAAAAACACUUUUCUUUGAGCUUGUGGACUUUUCUCCUGGAAAGACCAACCUGACACUUGAGUGUGCGGAGCGGCAAAAGGAAAAGCUUCUUAAAGACUGGCAGUAGGUUGAAUCACUAUUGUGUUCUAGCAGUCAGUGAUAGAGUAACUAAAUGUGCAUUUUUUAUGCGUAUACUGUAGAUUAUUUAACAUCUCAGGUCAACUUCUGUUCACUUUGGGUUGUUUUAGUUAGAGCAGGGGAGCAGCAGUAGAUAUGAAGGAGACUCAUGUGAAGGCCACUUUAAUCUCUGUCCAUUUCUUUUUCCACCUCCUUGACUUUUAUGGUUAAAGCUACACGCUCUGUUAAACUUUCCAGACCUGUUGGAAAAUCCCCCCCUCCUCUAAUGCUUUACUGCUCCUCACUUAACCAUCUUUAAUCUCCUCCCACCACAGUCAAGUUUCAUCCCUCACUUUGUCCGCGGACGUGAGACAGUAACACUUGUUCCACAGGACAACUUAACAUUAGAGACUGCUCUCAGCUCCACUCUGUAAUCCAGUCACAUCGCAGACAGACUCAUUUUGUCUUACAUAAUCACACGUUGCGUAAGUUGUGUUGAGGAUCAGCUUUAAAAAAGAGGCAGGAAUGGGUUUUCUGGGCCUCACUGGCCAUCAUGAGAUCACCUCUGUCCCUUCCAGUGAAGAGAAAAUCCUCAAUCAACACUUCAAAAAGCUUGAACCCUUAAAGUGGGACUCCAGUAUUUGAAGUUCUAUUGCAAAUAUGAAAGAAAAGGUUAUGAAAACUUUUUGUUGCUCCACAUCAUGAAAUUAUAAAUAUAAAUUGAAUAUAAGUUGCCGACUCAAGUGAUGUCACUUGAGUCAGCAACACAUUUCGGUCUGGAAACUUCACAUUAGAAAAUAGUGUACAGUUGUGCAGUUUGAAAGAAGUACGUUUACAGAGAAGGGAUGUACCAGAUAACAUGAGAGGAGACUUUUGAACAAGGAUGUGGAUGUUCAGAUUUCCAAAUUUGACUUCACUCUGCAAAUGUAAAGCUCUAGUAACCUGCUCCUCAUCUCAGCUUGAGGCUGUGGUUUGAUUCCCAUUGGGUCUCUUUGCACCAUGUCCACUCUGGAGUUAUUACUCUGCAGUUUUAGUUGUCUGGCCCAGAGAGGUAAUCUGGCAAUUGAAUAUUGCAUUUAGGGGGGAGAUGAGACAGAUAAAUAAAAAUCAAAUCAAAAUUGAAUAAACUAAAAUAUCCUGACUUUAUUCUAGUAUGGGUUCAAACUGCCGAAACACUGAAUUUAUAUUUCCCUUAAUGCAACUUGUUAACAUCUAUUGUCAGACCUUCCCUGAUUGAUGGAUACCCAUGUCUUGCAAACUUGAAAUUCCCAGAUUGGAAUGCAGGAUUUCUCUUUGGUUCUUUCAUCUCCAGUUCCAGGCUGAAACUCAAUUGAUAUCACUUGAUUAAAACUAAAGAUCAUAUUUACUAUCACUUAUUUUUGAUUAUUGAUUAGUCUAUGAAUUGUCUAUUUUUUUUUAAAGAUUGAUAAAAAUCUCAGCUGUUUUCGGGUCAUUUUGAGUCGUGUCGCAGAAAAAGAUACAACAGGCUGAGAGGUGGUAAACUAUUUUAAAUCUCAACGUCACACACACACACACACACACACAC
Molecule: messenger RNA, 3783 nt
Organism: Paralichthys olivaceus (Japanese flounder)
Lineage: Eukaryota; Metazoa; Chordata; Actinopteri; Pleuronectiformes; Paralichthyidae
Gene: etnk2
Product: ethanolamine kinase 2
Biological process (GO): phosphatidylethanolamine biosynthetic process
Cellular component (GO): cytoplasm
Molecular function (GO): ethanolamine kinase activity
Source: RefSeq, a predicted model, not a curated record